This is a messenger RNA of Mucor mucedo, 889 nucleotides long. RefSeq names its product protein-tyrosine phosphatase-like protein. NCBI's taxonomy places the organism in Eukaryota, Fungi, Mucoromycota, Mucoromycetes, Mucorales, Mucoraceae. The transcript has 2 exons. Gene Ontology annotation, molecular function: protein tyrosine/threonine phosphatase activity; MAP kinase tyrosine/serine/threonine phosphatase activity. The coding region runs from base 1 to 780 and encodes 259 amino acids. Gene Ontology annotation, cellular component: cytoplasm. Gene Ontology annotation, biological process: negative regulation of MAPK cascade; protein dephosphorylation. The record is from RefSeq and is a predicted model, not a curated record.
AUGACAACAAAGAGAUUAUCACUUAACAUUUCACCCAGUACCAGCACACUUGCUAACCGUAGAAGAAAUAACAAGAAUUUAUCUCUUUGUCUUUCACCUGAAACAGCCAUUGCAAUUCAAGAGAAAGAUGAUGUAAAUGCGUAUCCAUUAGGACCAGUCAAGAUCAUGCCCUUUCUUUUUUUAGGAUCAGAAAAAAAUGCGGCUGAUUUAAACAAUCUUCGCCAGUUAUCUAUUAGUGCCAUAUUAAAUGUUGCAGCCGAAACCAUUCAAUCUGCAGCCACAGAUGUUUCUUAUCAAAAAUUACCAUGGCAACAUAAUCAAGAUAAUUUAGUCGUUGAACUGAAAAAAGCAAUUGAUAUCAUUGAUAGAGCAAGAUUGGCAAAGCAGAAUAUUCUUGUUCAUUGCCAAUGUGGUGUUGCUCGCUCUGCAACAGUUAUUAUUGCCUAUGUUAUGAAGACUUUAAAGAUGCCAAUGCAAGAUGCCUAUAAUCACGUCAAGUUAUUAGCCCCUCCUAUCAGCCCUAACCUUGGGUUAUUGUUCCAAUUAAGAGAAUUCGAACAAUCCUGCAUUCAGGUACCAACAACACCUACAACGCCUACAACGCCUACAACGCCUACAACACCCACAAAUAGCCGCUUCUUUGCAAGAGCUUCUUCUAUUGGCGUAUGGAAGCGUAAGCUAACAAAAUCUAUCUUUUCUUCUGAAGAAAAACCAAAAACCAACAAUGAUGGUUGGUGGAAGACAAGAAAAUUAUCUACUGAUACACCUACUUGCUAUUAAGCUCUUUUCCUCUCAUCUCAAUACCACUUAUUACAUAUAUAUUCCAAUCAUUGUAGAUAUUUCUCCCCCUAAAAAAUAUUUCUGUAUCUAUUUCACUCCUUAUCACACA